Molecule: messenger RNA, 2426 nt
Organism: Eptesicus fuscus (big brown bat)
Lineage: Eukaryota; Metazoa; Chordata; Mammalia; Chiroptera; Vespertilionidae
Gene: TROAP
Product: trophinin associated protein
Exons: 14
Coding region: 54-2294 (746 amino acids)
Source: RefSeq, a predicted model, not a curated record
UGGGAAAAAGCGAAGAAGAGGGGGAGACCCUGAGGGGUUCCGGGGAAGCCGUCAUGACCACCUUCCAAACCAAGAAGGAUCCUCUCCUCCGGGGUGUAUCACCCACCCCGAGCAAGAUUCCGGUUCGCUCAAAGAGAUGCCCGCCUCUCCCCACACGCAAGCCCUGCGACUUGGAACGGGAGAACCAAGAUCCAAAGAGAUUGGAGCAGAAGUUCAGUACUCAACGUCCCCUUGUUGACUCAGCAGGCCACAGGCCAAAAGUCACACAUCAAACACAAAAAUCAGAGAGAUUGGUGGGGAGCACUCUGCUUCGGAAACCAUUGGAGGAGCUGAGGCCUAGCCCUAAGGAGCAAAGUGUGGGGCCUGGGCCCCCUCCCCAGAAAGAGAUUCCAGGGGUCAUAGAGUUUGUGGCUGACCCUGAGGCCCUGGCUACCAUCCUGUCAGGUGAGGGGGUGCAGAGCUGUCGCCUGGGGCGCCAGCCCAGUCUGGCUCAGAGAGUACUGGUUCGAGAGAGCCAGGGAGGCACCAUCCGGAGGGGCCAGGGUACCCGCGCCUCUGCAUAUUUGGCUCCCAGAACCCCCCAAAACCGACUAGACCCUGCCAGGGCUUCCUGCUUUUCGAGGCUAGAGGGACCAGGACCCCGCAGCUGGACCUUGUGCCCCCAGAAGCUAGAGGCGGUGAUUCCACCUUCAGGACCUUCCUUUCACUCCUCUGCUCGCCCCAGCUUCCAGGAGCUAAAAAGAGAGACAGGUGGCAGCAGCCGGACUGCAGUGAGCCAGGCCUCGGGAUUGCACCUGGAGACCCCAGACCAGCGUGCUUCCUCUGUCCUGGAAGGAGAACAUGAAGUAGUCACUCACUCAGAUGAAGGAGGAAGGGGCCCUCCUGGUCUGGCCCAGUGGGUUCCAUUAAGAGAUAGCCGGGGGCUAACCCACACCAAGGACAGCCGUGACGGCCACCUGAUGCCCUCCCCUGGCCCUGGGCUGCUACCAUCCAUCCCCCGCCCAUCCCCCUUUGGAUUGGCCAAGCGUGUUCCCUCCCCUGCCUCCUCAGCUCCGCCCUCAUAUUCAGUGUUGCGGCGUCUUGCCAUUCGCCCCAAAACCCAGUUCACACCCAUCCCAUCGGCCCCCAAGGCUCAGCAGGUAAGAGAGGGCAGGGGAGGUAGCUGGUAUAGGAAGGGAAUGGAUGGGUAUAGGAAGAGUUAUGAUAUCUCACUUUUGUCCCAGGCUCAGUGUUUGAGUGGCCUCUCUCCUCAGUCUUGCCCUGAAGAGCCUGCCCUGCCCUGGGAGCAGAUUGCAGUCCGGCUAUUUGACCAGGAGAGUUGUAGAAGGUUACAGGAGGGGUCUGGGAAACCGCCUGUGGCAACUCCUCAUGGACCCCACCCUAGUAGAACUCCCAACCUCCAAGAGCUGAAGAUGCAGCGCAUCAGUAUCCUGAAGCAGCUUUUGCAACAGGAGGUAGACGGGCUGGCAGGGAGCAAGUGUGCCCCCUCUAACGGAGGCUCCUCUCUGGAUAUGGUUGAACUUCAGUCCCUGCUGGCAGAGAUUCCUAGAACUCUGAACGCCCCAGAGCAGAAUUCUGGGGCUUUCCGCCUUCCUGAACUGUUACAGCACUCUGGACUGCCAAAGCCCUGCUUUCCAGAGGAGUGUGGGGAACCACAGCUGUGCCCUGGAGCAGAGCCUGAGGCAGCUCAGCCCUGCCCUCCGGUAGAGCCAGGGCCCCCAGAGCCCUGCCAUAGGAGGGAGCCUGAGAUACCAGAGCCUACCACCCAGAAGCAGCCUGAGGUAUCUGAGGCUUGCCCUCCUGUAGAGCCUGGAUCCGUUCAGGCCUGCCUCCAGAGGCAGACUGUUCUUCCAGAGCCCUCCCCUCGGGUAGAGCCGGAGGCAUCAGAGGUCUGCUCUCUGGAACCUAGGAGUACAGGGCCUAGUCCACAGUCCUGCUGCGGUCAGUGGGCUCCAGCGACCACCAGUGUGAUCUUCUCCUCUCAACGCCCACUUUGUGCCAGCCCCACUAUCCACUCACUCCAGUCUCUGAGGCCCCCAACAGGCCAGGCAGGCCCCAGCAGUCUGGCUCCUCGAACCCUGGCCCUGAGGCAGCGCCUCAAAGCAUGCCUGACCGCUAUCCACUGCUCCCAUGAGGUGCGCCUGGAUGAUGAGUGUGCCUUCUACACCCGCCGAGCCCCUCCCUCCGGCCCCUCUCGUGUCUGCACCAAUCCAGUGGCCAAGUUAUUGGACUGGCAGGAUGCCCUGUGUUUUAUUCCAAUUGGUUCUGCCGCCCCUCCGGACUCUCCGACAUGAGGCACCCACUUCCACCCGUUCCUGCCCUGUCUUAAUCCUUCCUUUUAGCCCUUAUUUAUUGUCGGUCCACCCUAUGGGAUUGGGAGUCUGGGAGUCGACACCCUUUUAUCCUUCAAUAAAGUUUCUAAAGUG